AUGUCGUCCAAGUACGGUGGAAGCAUUAUCGGACUCGUAUAUCCCAAUAUCCACGUCUUUAUCCGGUUUGACGGUCAAAGUGUUGGUGGGGAGCCUGUCUCGUUCUAUCCCCCUACAUCAGGAUCAUCGACUAAUGCCCCCACAUUCCAUCCCGGUGCGACUGAAGGAGAGGUACAGUUAUUUGAUCCAUGGUACCCUCCUUAUCCGUACACGGAGGAAGAGCUACUAGGGCAGAAUAGCUGGCAAGCGAGCACCCGUGCGUCCCCCCCGGCACACACUGAUUCGGGGUGGGAUACUUUGCCACAAUACUCGUCUUGGCCAACAAACCGCGCACCGGUAUUUAGGGGCGACUAUCCGUCUUCCUUUAUGGAAGCUUUGGCGUUCCCCGCCACAAACAAGGAUGUGGGCUCGAUUCCAAUCCCCUCAAUAUCCAUCCACAAUAGUCGGCCUUUCACGCCGCAGUCCUCCUUUCAAAACUCAAGUAAUCAGUAUGCAAACAACUACCAAACCUUCCCAGAUACUAUCGGAGAAGGUUUAGGUAACACUAACAUAUCCACAGGCGAACAGCAAACUGUCGAGGAUCAAUGCUCCGGGGAUCAUCCUGUCGAGCACGAUCACACUGAGCGAAACGCACAUGGAAGCAGUGUGUUCCAGAGCAGCCUAUAUAGCCAGAACAAUGCCUCGGAGUGGCUACCCGGGGCAUAUGAAUCCAUCGAAGAGGAAGUACCACAUACCUACGCAGGUACAUGGACGGACGAGUCCAUUGCACCGGAGCAGCCGGCUCCAAGCACCUCCCAGGUACAAGGCCAUGUCCCCAGUUGUAUGGGGGGACUUGGUGUAAGCGUUACACGUGAACGCAAGAGGAGGAAGGACAAAGGGUUCCGGUUCGUCAAUCUAGCUAGCAGGCUAGAUUGA
Messenger RNA from Psilocybe cubensis, 915 nucleotides. RefSeq lists its product as uncharacterized. Bases 1 to 915 code for a protein of 304 amino acids. Lineage: Eukaryota; Fungi; Basidiomycota; Agaricomycetes; Agaricales; Agrocybaceae. The transcript has 7 exons. The record is from RefSeq and is a predicted model, not a curated record.